AUGCCGCCAGGCUUUGAGCUCAUCUCUGUCACCUCGAACAUUUCUCGGCCUCCAAUCGGCUCCAUCAAGACCGCUCUCGCGAUGGAUGUCCCGAGUUCAGAUACCACAUUCGAAGUGAUUGACCACCAAUAUGACGCCGUGGUAGUCGGUGCAGGAGGUGCGGGACUUCGAGCUGCUGUUGGCCUUGUGGAGAGCGGACUCGACACGGCUGUUGUGACCAAAUUGUUCCCAACAAGGUCUCACACAGUGGCCGCCCAAGGAGGGAUAAAUGCUGCCCUAGCGAAUAUGCAUGAGGAUGACUGGAGAUGGCACAUGUACGAUACGGUCAAAGGGUCAGAUUGGCUGGGUGACCAAGAUGCAAUCCAUUACAUGUGCCGCGAGGCGCCAAGAGCCGUGAGAGAACUCGAAGAAUAUGGAAUGCCAUUCAGUCGCACCGAGCAAGGCACGAUUUAUCAACGACCACUGGGUGGACAAAGCCUGAAUUACGGCACCGGCGGACAGGCCCACAGGACUGCGUGUGUGGCUGAUCGAACCGGCCAUUCUAUGCUGCAUACAUUGUAUGGCCAGGCCCUCAAGCAUAACUGCCAGUUUCAUAUUGAGUGGUUUGCGCUAGACCUGAUCAUGGACGGCAAGAAUUGCAUUGGGUUGACGGCGCUGGACAUGGAAACGGGCACCUUUCACCGCAUCUUUGCCCGUAACACGAUCCUUGCCACCGGUGGCUAUGGUCGCUGUUACUUUAGUGCAACUUCAGCACAUACCUCAACCGGAGAUGGCUUAGCAAUGGCUGCAAGAGCGGGCCUCCCCCUUCAGGACAUGGAAUUUGUACAAUUCCACCCCAGCGGCAUUUACGGCGCUGGCGUCCUGAUUUCCGAGGGCGCCAGAGGCGAGGGGGGAUAUCUGCUAAAUGGCGAAGGAGAGCGUUUCAUGGAACGCUAUGCCCCCACAGCCAAAGACCUUGCAAGUCGAGAUGUCGUCAGUCGGAGUAUGAACAUGGAGAUCAGAGAAGGCCGUGGCUGUGGUCCGAACAAGGACCACAUCUUCCUCCAGCUGUCACAUCUGCCAAGAGAGAUCCUCAUGGAACGACUACCAGGCAUUGCAGAGACAGCCAGUAUCUUCUCCGGCGUAGAUGUAACCAAGCAGCCUAUUCCUGUUUUACCAACUGUACACUACUGUAUGGGAGGCAUACCUACCAACUGGAAAGGCCAAGUCCUGGAUGUGAACCCGAGCACGGGAGAAGAGACCGCUGUCAAUGGUCUAUAUGCGGCUGGAGAGGUUGCUUGUGUCUCGGUGCAUGGCGCUAAUCGCCUGGGAGCAAACAGCUUGUUAGAUAUUGUCGUUUUCGGCCGCGCUGCUGCUGGCCACAUCGCUGAAAACAAUGAGAAAGGAAUGCCAUUCCUCAGGAAUGGAGGCAGCGUCUCGCCAGAGACAGGGAUUGAGGGGUUUGUUGACCUGGAACACCUGCGAGAAGCAGAUGGAAAGAAAUUGACCGCCGAGCUCCGUGCCGACAUGCAAAAGAAUAUGCAGAACGACAUAGCGGUCUUUCGCACGGAAGAAAGUCUGACGACAGGCCUGGGAAACCUGCAACAAGUGGAAAAGGACUUCAAUGCGGACGUCUGCGUGAGAGACAAGAGUCUUAUCUGGAACUCCGAUCUCGUCGAGACAUUGGAGCUGCGUAACCUUCUGACCUGUGCUGCACAAACUGCCAAAAGUGCUCUCGAGAGAAAGGAGUCACGGGGCUCUCAUGCUCGCGAGGAUUUUCCAGAAAGAGAUGAUCAGAGGUUCAUGCGCCAUUCCCUCAGCUGGCAGAAGGAUGUCGGUCAAGACAUAGCCAUUGGCUAUCGGAAUGUGAUUUUCUCCACACUCGAUGAGAAGGAGUGCCAGACUGUGCCGCCGAAGAAGAGAUCAUAUUGA
This is a messenger RNA of Fonsecaea erecta, 1911 nucleotides long. Its product is annotated as succinate dehydrogenase, flavoprotein subunit. Gene Ontology annotation, biological process: tricarboxylic acid cycle; mitochondrial electron transport, succinate to ubiquinone. NCBI's taxonomy places the organism in Eukaryota, Fungi, Ascomycota, Eurotiomycetes, Chaetothyriales, Herpotrichiellaceae. The transcript is spliced from 7 exons. The record is from RefSeq and is a predicted model, not a curated record. The coding region runs from base 1 to 1911 and encodes 636 amino acids. Gene Ontology annotation, molecular function: flavin adenine dinucleotide binding; electron transfer activity; succinate dehydrogenase (quinone) activity.